Budorcas taxicolor (takin) is the source of this 1170-nucleotide messenger RNA. RefSeq names its product NDRG family member 4 (gene NDRG4). The record is from RefSeq and is a predicted model, not a curated record. Gene Ontology annotation, biological process: signal transduction; brain development; positive regulation of ERK1 and ERK2 cascade. The transcript has 16 exons. The coding region runs from base 16 to 1170 and encodes 384 amino acids. Lineage: Eukaryota; Metazoa; Chordata; Mammalia; Artiodactyla; Bovidae. Gene Ontology annotation, cellular component: cytoplasm.
CUCCACGACGUGACCAUGGCCGGCCUUCAGGAGCUGCGAUUCCCCGAGGAGAAGCCACUGCUCCGGGGCCAGGACGCCACGGAGCUGGAGAACUCUGACUCCUUCCUCUUGGCUGUGGACACAGACUGGAAGGAACAUGACAUUGAGACGCCUUACGGCCUUCUGCAUGUGGUGAUCCGGGGCUCCCCCAAGGGGAACCGCCCAGCUAUCCUUACCUACCAUGACGUGGGGCUCAACCACAAGCUGUGCUUCAAUACCUUCUUCAAUUUUGAGGACAUGCAGGAGAUCACCAAGCACUUCGUGGUGUGCCACGUGGAUGCCCCCGGUCAGCAGGUGGGGGCGUCACAGUUUCCUCAGGGGUACCAGUUCCCCUCCAUGGAGCAGCUGGCCGCCAUGCUCCCCAGUGUGGUACAGCACUUUGGGUUCAAGUACGUGAUUGGCAUUGGAGUGGGAGCUGGAGCAUAUGUGCUGGCCAAGUUUGCACUCAUCUUCCCCGACCUGGUGGAGGGGCUGGUGCUGAUGAACAUCGACCCCAACGGCAAAGGCUGGAUUGACUGGGCGGCCACCAAGCUCUCCGGCCUGACCAGCACUUUACCCGACACGGUGCUAUCCCACCUCUUCAGCCAGGAGGAGCUGGUGAGCAACACAGAGUUGGUGCAGAGCUACCGGCAGCAGAUCUCGAAUGUGGUGAACCAGGCCAACCUGCAGCUCUUCUGGAACAUGUACAACAGCCGCAGAGACCUAGAUAUUAACCGGCCUGGGACAGUGCCCAAUGCCAAGACUCUCCGCUGCCCCGUGAUGCUGGUGGUCGGGGAUAACGCACCUGCCGAGGAUGGCGUGGUCGAGUGCAACUCCAAACUGGAUCCAACCACCACGACCUUCCUGAAGAUGGCAGAUUCCGGGGGUCUCCCCCAGGUCACACAGCCUGGGAAGCUGACUGAAGCCUUCAAAUACUUCCUGCAAGGCAUGGGCUACAUUGCAUACUUGAAGGACCGAAGGCUGAGUGGAGGAGCAGUGCCCUCGGCCAGCAUGACUCGUCUUGCCCGCUCUCGCACCGCGUCCCUCACCAGCGCCAGCUCAGUGGACGGCGGCCGCCCGCAGGCCUGCACCCACUCGGAGAGCAGCGAGGGGCUGGGCCAGGUCAACCACACCAUGGAGGUGUCCUGUUGA